AUGUUCGAGAGCGUAGAGGCCUGUAACUCAUGCGGUUUGACCCUCAAUCAUCUUGCUCUCUCUGCUCUCGUCGGCAAUGGUGUCCGGCGAUGGUACCCGGCGCAAACAGCCAGGUUGGAUCGAGCGCCUUACUGA
This is a messenger RNA of Colletotrichum tamarilloi, 135 nucleotides long. RefSeq lists its product as uncharacterized. The record is from RefSeq and is a predicted model, not a curated record. NCBI's taxonomy places the organism in Eukaryota, Fungi, Ascomycota, Sordariomycetes, Glomerellales, Glomerellaceae. The transcript has a single exon. The coding region runs from base 1 to 135 and encodes 44 amino acids.